Equus quagga is the source of this 5759-nucleotide messenger RNA. It is a transcript of the gene HK2, whose product is annotated as hexokinase 2. Gene Ontology annotation, molecular function: glucokinase activity; fructokinase activity; mannokinase activity. Gene Ontology annotation, cellular component: mitochondrion; cytosol. Gene Ontology annotation, biological process: intracellular glucose homeostasis; glycolytic process; glucose 6-phosphate metabolic process. NCBI's taxonomy places the organism in Eukaryota, Metazoa, Chordata, Mammalia, Perissodactyla, Equidae. The record is from RefSeq and is a predicted model, not a curated record. Bases 643 to 3396 code for a protein of 917 amino acids. The transcript has 20 exons.
UUCAAUAAGCCACAUUGUUGCAUGAAACUCCAGCGCAGGAGUCCCCGGCCGCCGCUAGCACCGCUGUGUCACCCGACUGAGAAGAUCCGUGGGCGAGAACAGUGCGCGUGUGAGCCAGAGAGGUCCGAUCGCCCUAGUGCCGCCAGGCUGCAGUUUUUCCCAACUAAAGCCUUAGUGAUCUUGCAGCUAAAGUUAGCGCCCUGACGGUGGGACAACCCGACACGUCGCCGGGAGUGAUUCUUGGGCGCUUUCUAUACUUGUGACUCCCAAAACCUGUUUCUAGAGACCCGAGACCCUCCAGCCGGGUGCGCCAUCGCCGUUAGCCUUUUUUUUGUGUGCCGCCCGGACUCAGCGCACCGGGCCCCGCCGCCAAGCCCGGGUAUAAAGCGGUCCUACCGCGCCGCCCUCCCCGCUCCCCGCACGCGCUCCGGCCUCGGUUUCCCAACUCGGCGCUGUCGGGCUGCGGCAGGAUGAUCGCCUCGCAUCUGCUCGCCUACUUUUUCACGGAGCUCAACCAUGACCAAGUGCAGAAGAUAUAAAUAGUUUGAUCAGGACCAUUUUCCCACUGGGACCGGAUCAGGUGGCCUCAGGAUCCGGGCCGUGGUCACCAGCCAUUCAAUCAGACUUGGCCUGGAAGAUGAGAUGGGCCCUUCUGGACCAGUGGUUGACCAGUAUCUCUACCAUAUGCGUCUUUCCGAUGAGACCCUCCUGGAGAUCUCUAAGCGGUUCCGCAAGGAGAUGGAGAAGGGGCUUGCAGCCACCACCCACCCCACGGCUUCAGUGAAAAUGCUGCCCACCUUUGUGAGGUCCACUCCAGACGGGACAGAACAUGGAGAGUUCCUGGCUCUGGACCUUGGAGGGACCAACUUCCGUGUGCUUCGGGUGAGAGUAACGGACAACGGGCUUCAGAAGGUCGAGAUGGAGAACCAGAUCUAUGCCAUCCCUGAGGACAUCAUGCAAGGCAGUGGCACCCAGCUGUUUGACCACAUUGCCGGAUGCCUGGCCAACUUCAUGGAUAAGCUACAAAUCAAAGACAAGAAGCUCCCCUUGGGUUUUACCUUCUCGUUCCCCUGCAUCCAAACGAAACUGGACGAGAGUUUCCUGGUCUCUUGGACCAAGGGGUUCAAGUCCAGGGGUGUAGAAGGGAGAGAUGUGGUAACUCUGAUCCGGAAGGCCAUCCAGAGGAGAGGGGACUUUGAUAUUGAUAUUGUGGCCAUGGUGAAUGACACAGUUGCGACCAUGAUGACCUGUGGCUAUGAUGACCAGAAUUGCGAGAUUGGUCUCAUUGUGGGCAUGGGCAGCAAUGCCUGCUACAUGGAAGAGAUGCGCUACAUCGACACGGUGGAGGGCGACGAGGGGCGGAUGUGUAUCAACAUGGAGUGGGGGGCCUUUGGGGACGAUGGCACACUCGACGACAUCCGCACUGAGUUUGACCAGGAGAUCGACAUGGGCUCCCUGAACCCUGGGCAGCAACUAUUUGAGAAGAUGAUCAGUGGGAUGUACAUGGGGGAACUGGUGAGGCUCAUCCUGGUGAAGAUGGCCAAGGAGGAGCUGCUUUUCAGGGGGAAGCUCAGUCCAGAACUCCUCACCACGGGCCGCUUUGAGACCAAAGACGUUUCAGAAAUUGAAGGGGAGAAGGAUGGCAUCCAGAAGGCCCGCGAGGUCCUGGUGCGGCUGGGCAUGGACCCGACACAGGAGGACUGCGUGGCCACUCACCGGAUCUGCCAGAUCGUGUCCACGCGCUCAGCCAGCCUGUGCGCGGCCACCCUGGCGGCUGUGCUGCAGCGGAUCAAGGAGAACAAGGGCGAGGAGCGGCUGCGCUCCACCAUUGGGGUUGAUGGCUCCGUCUACAAGAAACACCCUCAUUUUGCUAAGCGUCUGCAGAAGACUGUGCGGCGCCUGGUGCCCAACUGUGACAUCCGCUUCCUCUGCUCCGAGGAUGGCAGUGGCAAGGGGGCAGCCAUGGUGACGGCAGUGGCCUACCGGCUGGCCUACCAGCACCGAGCCCGCCUGAAGACCCUGGAGCCUCUGAAGCUGAGCCGUGAGCAGCUGCUGGAGGUCAAGAGGAGGAUGAAGGUAGAAAUGGAGCGAGGUCUGAGCAAGGAGACUCAUGCCAGUGCCCCUGUCAAGAUGCUACCCACCUACGUGUGUGCCACCCCUGAUGGCACAGAGAAAGGUGACUUCCUGGCCUUGGACCUUGGGGGUACCAAUUUCCGGGUCCUGCUGGUGCGUGUGCGGAACGGAAAGCGACGUGGAGUGGAGAUGCACAACAAGAUCUACUCCAUCCCACAGGAUAUCAUGCAUGGCACAGGGGACGAGCUCUUUGACCACAUCGUCCAGUGCAUCGCCGACUUCCUUGAGUACAUGGGCAUGAAGGGCGUGUCCCUGCCUCUGGGUUUCACCUUCUCCUUCCCCUGCCAGCAGAACAGACUGGAUGAGCUGGUGGGUGAAGCUGUGGUGCUCCCAGAUAUUCUGGACUUGAGCAUCCUCCUCAAGUGGACUAAAGGCUUCAAGGCGUCUGGCUGCGAGGGCGAGGACGUGGUCACCCUGCUGAAGGAAGCCAUCCACCGGCGUGAGGAGUUUGACCUGGAUGUGGUUGCUGUGGUGAACGACACAGUCGGGACUAUGAUGACCUGCGGCUAUGAAGACCCUCACUGUGAAGUUGGCCUCAUCGUUGGCACGGGCAGCAAUGCCUGCUACAUGGAGGAGAUGCGGAACGUGGAGCUGGUGGAAGGGGAAGAGGGGCGGAUGUGUGUCAACACGGAGUGGGGGGCCUUCGGGGACAAUGGAUGCCUAGACGACUUCUGCACGGAAUUUGAUGUGGCUGUGGAUGAGCUUUCCCUCAACCCUGGCAAACAGAGGUUUGAGAAAAUGAUGAGUGGCAUGUACUUGGGCGAGAUUGUCCGUAACAUCCUCAUCGAUUUCACCAAGCGUGGGCUGCUCUUCCGUGGCCGCAUCUCAGAGCGGCUCAAGACAAGGGGAAUCUUCGAAACCAAGUUCCUGUCUCAGAUUGAGAGUGACUGCCUGGCGCUGCAGCAGGUCCGUGCCAUUCUACAGCACUUGGGGCUCGAGAGCACCUGCGACGACAGCAUCAUCGUCAAGGAGGUGUGCACCGUGGUGGCACAGAGGGCAGCCCAGCUCUGUGGUGCAGGCAUGGCGGCGGUGGUGGAUAAAAUACGAGAAAACCGCGGGCUGGACACUCUCAAAGUGACAGUGGGCGUGGAUGGGACCCUCUACAAGCUACAUCCUCACUUUGCCAAAGUCAUGCGUGAGACAGUGAAGGACCUGGCUCCGAAAUGUGACGUGUCCUUCCUCGAGUCAGAGGACGGCAGUGGGAAGGGGGCGGCUCUCAUCACUGCCGUGGCCUGCCGCAUCCGUGAGGCUGGACAGCGAUAGAGUCCCUGAAGUCGGACGGGACUUCCGGUUCCCCCUCCUUUCUGCUUUAAAUUAUAGAUGCCAUCCCCCGUGGCAGAGACAGACCCCUCGGCUUUUACUUGGCAGAGAGGACCCUAUCAGAUUGGGUUUUAUCUCUGUGUAUACUCACUGUAGAGUUUGGUGCCCAAGCCUUGGCCCUCCUGAGAUCAAUACAGUUUGAAGUAAGGAUUUGCUCACACCUAUCGCAACUGUUCCCAUUGGUUCUCUUAAAACUUAAAACAAAUUUUAACCUUUAGUAAUCCCGUUGGCCAAAUUCCACAUUCCUGUGUGAUCCUACAGGAUGGGGACAAUAAUGGAAACAUACAGUUGCUUCAGAUGGGACCCUGAACACGACAUUUCUAGGUGGAGAAUGUCCCUGGCACGGAGAUUGAGACUGUUUUUCCUCUCAGAGAUCUAUGAGGUCUCCACUAACUUGAGCCUGAUUCUCCCACAGCAGAAGGUGGGGGAAGGAGGGGUGGCAAUAGGAUUCACCUUUGGCGGCCCCUCUUCAACCUCAUCUGCAAGCAUAUGCCUGGUGGGUUCCAGCAGAUGCUCUUCCUGGAAUGGAAGCAUCCUGAGUCUGAGCAAGCAAAACCAAAGCCAAGAGCUGAUACUUCCUGCCGAGUGGGCUUGUUGUCGCAUCUCCUUGUGGGUUCCUGAGUCAUCCAUGAGCAAUAGACCUUUGGGGGGAGGGGAACUUUUUGGUCUGUUUUUAAAAUUUUUCCUGAGAAGUGGAAACACUGUAUUUUCAUUUUAAUUUAUGUUUCAAAUUUGUUUCAUUCGUGAAGUACAUCUGCUCCUUCACCUUGAUACUGUAUGUAGCAAUCAAUUGUAUGUAAUGUAUUUAUAUGUUAAUUUGUUAUGUAUAUAGAUACAUGGGGGCUCUUCAGACUUGGCCUCACUGGUAGUUCAGUGUAGUUAAAGGAUGGAAGGUGAAGAUACUGACUGCUUACUAAAAAUACCUCAUUCGCCUGCGGGAAGAGAAGAGAAGACUCUUCAGGGUGAGUGAGCGGCCGAGCAGCUCCUUCCUGGCUCCUCAUUUCCCUGCAGACUUGGACACUCGGAAGGCAGCUGCGAGGGAGGAAGUGAAGGAGGUCGGGCCUUUGGGUUGAAGAAACACAGCAACUGGCUGCUCUGUCCAGAGACUUUCCUGGGGCAAUAUUACACGGGAUGUUAACCAAAGGAAACUGAGAUUGUUUCAAACAGACUCACUGUUUAGGAAUCUUUAUUCUUAGGCAGCCAGGAGUCUUUUAAAGACAAGAUAAAGGAAGCCACUAAAAACAUUUUUUAAAAAUUGUGUCUAACUGUUGAUAGCAAACCAAAACAAAACAAUGAAACAAUCAUACAAAUAAAACCUCAGGGACAACACUUUCGGUGGAUUCGUGCCCUCCUAGCAAAAUUGGUGUGUUUUGUAAACGUUUUACAAGAAGUGUUGUCCAAGGCCUUCUCUAGGCUGAGCUGUUUUUUAUACUCAGUAUUUAUAUUUUAAACUGCUGGGGGUGGGGUGGGGGUGGGAGUGGCAUAAAACCCCUCCUUUUCAAAAGUGUAGUUAAUUCUGAAUCUGAAGACCCACAUCUGCCCUAAAAUGUGUACACUCACACACAUUAUACCUGAAUACUACACGAUAAAGAGGGAAUGGUCUUGUAACAUUACAGAGUAGGAUACAAAAAUCAAAAGAGCAAGAUGGAAAGACACGACUCAAUAGCACCCAAUUUUCUUUCUUUCUUUUUUUUUGCUGAGGAAGAUUCGCCCUGAGCUAACAUCUGUUGCCAGUCUUCCUCUUUUGUAUGUGGACUGCCGCCGCAGCAUGGCCACCAACAGUGGUGUAGGUCCGUGCCCGGGAACCGAACCCAGGUCGCCGAAGCGGAGCACACCAAACUUAACCACUAUGCCAUUGGGCUGGCUCCAGUAGCAAACAAUUUUUGUACAUUUACCCAACUUAUACUGAGAACAGUGUCUAGAUUGGUGUCUCACUAAAGGAUGGCUGAGGAAUAGAGAUGAACUUUUACUUUUAAACUUGGAAACUAGGCACCAUUUAUGCAAUUGCACACUUUUUAAAGGUAGAGCUGUGCGUGUGGCUAUGUGUUCUUGGCUUCCAGAAAGGAACGCCGGCAACUGCAUUUUGGAUGUUUGUGUUCUCACGAUUAGGUGACAGUUCCUUGCUGACGCUGCUUUGCCUGAUGUAAAUACAGUGAAUCUCAUCUCUGUCUUUGGGACGUUUUGAAUAGUGGGUCAUCUCAAAUCCUCACAUUCAGUCUAGUGAAGAUGUCUGUACAAUAAAGAACUAGUUGAAUUAACUAUGUGAUGUUAACUAUUAUUAAUAAAUUUUAACAUUUUUCAAAAUA